Molecule: messenger RNA, 1926 nt
Organism: Juglans microcarpa x Juglans regia
Lineage: Eukaryota; Viridiplantae; Streptophyta; Magnoliopsida; Fagales; Juglandaceae
Product: pheophytinase, chloroplastic-like
Exons: 6
Coding region: 303-1862 (519 amino acids)
Biological process (GO): chlorophyll catabolic process
Cellular component (GO): chloroplast
Molecular function (GO): pheophytinase activity
Source: RefSeq, a predicted model, not a curated record
AUCACCGCAAUCCUGGACUUUCCUUUCUCUGUGGGGGAUUUUUGGUAACUGACGUUCACGCAAAAGUUUCUUUUUAGAAAUUCCAUAUUUUUUUUUUCCUUGGCUUUAAUAGGAAGUUGAAGCUUUCAAGCAACCCAAUUUCUCUCUUUUGUCAGAAUCUCCUAAAUACUUGGAGAAUCCUCCUAAAAUACUCUCUCAGAUUUCAGAGAGUAUCAGACUCUGAUGCCACCUCUCUCUCUCUCUCUCAAAAUUAGAGAAAAUCAUUUGCUUUGGGUGGCCAUUACAGGCAUAGUUUCUUUGCUAUGGAAAUUCUCUCGUACAACUUUGCACCACUCUCUCGUGAUGUAAAUUUAAGAUUGGAAUUGGUUCUGAAAAGCUCAAAUUCACGUCAUUCAAAGCUCAACUUCAGAAAAAAUAAGUGCCCUAAAAUUGAUUCCAAGUGUGGAUCUUUGAGAUUAUGCAAUUUGGAUCAGUCUCUUUUUGUAAGGAAGCUCAGCAACCAGGGCAGCUCUAGUUCACUAAAUAUCCUUCAAGGCUUUAGAAAUGUUGAAUCGAAGGUCCUGAGUGGAGGAUACGAUGGUUAUGUGAUUGGUGCGGAAGAUGAUGCUAGAGAUAUUUCAGAAGAGGGGGAGUCAGGGACUAAGGUUGUAAUUCCAAACUUGCCAGAUGAAUCCGACGGUGAAUCUAUUGCUCCAGUCAGUAGUUGUUUCUGGGAAUGGAAGCCUAAAUUCAAUGUACAUUAUGAGAAAGCAGGGUGUGAAAAUGUGAAUUCCCCAAAGGUGCUCUUUCUUCCUGGUUUUGGUGUUGGUUCUUUUCAUUAUGAGAAACAACUAAAGGAUUUAGGACGUGAUUUUAGAGUUUGUGCAAUUGAUUUUCUUGGGCAAGGCAUGUCAUUGCCUGUGGAAGAUCCUACUCCUAGUUCUAGUGAAGGAGAUGAUACAUCAGAGAGGAAAGAUCAUGCCUGGGGCUUUGGAGAUGAAACCAAACCAUGGGCAAGUGAUCUUGUUUACUCUAUUGAUUUAUGGCGGGAUCAAGUUCAAUAUUUCAUAGAACAGGUUAUUGGUGAACCAGUCUAUAUUGUCGGAAACUCACUAGGAGGAUUUGUGGCCCUAUACUUUGCAGCAUGCUGUCCUCAUUUGGUGAAAGGUGUAACAUUGCUUAAUGCAACCCCUUUUUGGGGAUUUCUACCGAACCCCAUAAGAUCUCCUCGACUAGCAAAAGUAUUUCCAUGGGCCGGAACGUUUCCCCUGCCUUCCAUUGUGAGAAAGCUCACAGAACUUAUUUGGCAAAAAGUAAGUGAUCCUAGGAGCAUUGCAGAAGUACUCAAGCAAGUUUAUGCAGAUCAUUCAACAAAUGUUGACAAGGUGUUUUCUCGUAUACUUGAGAUAACACAGCAUCCAGCUGCUGCUGCAUCAUUUGCCUCAAUCAUGUUUGCUCCUCAGGGAAAAUUAUCUUUUAGGGAAGCUUUAUUAAGAUCUCACAUGAACAAUGUACCAAUCUGCCUCAUGUAUGGAAAAGAAGACCCCUGGGUGAGACCUGUCUGGGGGCUUCAGGUGAAACGGCAGGUGCCUGAAGCUCCAUAUUAUGAGAUCAGCCCAGCUGGUCAUUGUCCUCAUGAUGAAGUUCCCGAGGUUGUGAAUUAUUUAUUGCGCGGGUGGAUAAAAAAUCUAGAAACCCAGGGUUCAGUGUCAUUACCUCUGCUUGAUGAUGGAGACAAUGCCCUGUCGUGCAAUAUUGACAGGGACUUGGAAUUUGUGAGAGAUGGAUCAAGAAAAUCAGUGAGGGUGCGUUUCUUUGGAUCUAAAUUCUCACUUUGGAAAAUGAUGAUCUCUUAUAUCAGACGUCUCUUUGGGAAAUCGUGAUAUUGCGGAUUUGCCUUUGUCUAAAACAUAAGGUGAAUUUGGAAAUGUACCAUAUUAAUUCUCA